Molecule: messenger RNA, 990 nt
Organism: Ichthyophthirius multifiliis
Lineage: Eukaryota; Ciliophora; Oligohymenophorea; Hymenostomatida
Product: protein kinase domain protein
Exons: 6
Biological process (GO): intracellular signal transduction; protein phosphorylation
Cellular component (GO): nucleus; cytoplasm
Molecular function (GO): protein serine/threonine kinase activity; ATP binding
Source: RefSeq, a predicted model, not a curated record
AUGUUUUUAUUUUUAUUUUUUUAACAAAAAAAAAAGGUUAUAGGUUUAGAAAGUAUAUUACUUCCAAAAUCUAGAGAAGAAUUUAAUGACAUAUAUUGUGUUUCAGAAUUAAUGGAAACCGAUCUAUAAUAAAUUAUAAAAUCCGAUCAAUAACUUUCAUUAGAUCAUUGUAAAUUUUUUGUAUAUUAAAUACUUCGUGGUUUAAAAUAUAUUCAUUCUGCUAAUGUUAUACAUAGAGAUUUAAAACCAAGAAAUUUAUUAGUAAAUUCAAAUUGUGAUUUAAAAAUUUGCGAUUUUGGUUUAGCUAGAGCCGUUCCAGAUAUGAAAGCAAAUGAUUUAACAGAUUAUGUAACUACUAGAUGGUAUAGACCUCCUGAAUUAUUACUUUCUUGGACAGAUUAUACAGCAGCAAUGGAUUUAUGGUCUGUAGGUAUUAUUUUUGCUGAAUUAUUAAAAAGAAAACCUUUACUUCCUGGUUCAUCCUCAUCAGAUUAAUUAUUAAGAAUUUUCGAUUUAAUAGGAACUCCAAGUGAGAUUGAAAUAAAUAUGAUACCAUAUGAAGAAUAUAGAAAGUUUAUAAAAGAAUUACCAUAAAGACCAGCAAGACCUCUAGAUAAAGUUUUUAGUAAGGCUCCUGCUGAUGCUAUAGAUUUAAUUUCUAAAAUGUUAACUUUUGAUUUUAAUAAAAGAAUUACAGUUGAAUAAGCUUUACAGCAUCCUUACUUAUCUGAUUUACAUUUACCUGAAGAUGAACCAAGAAGGGAAUAAGUGCCGUUUUAUGAAUUUGAGUUUGAAUAAUAUUCAAAUCUAACAAGAUAAUAAUACAAAGAUUUGGUUUAUGAAGAAAUCUUACUUUAUCAUUAUCCUGAAUUUAAAAAAUAAUAUUUGGACAAAAUAUAAAAAAAUUAAUCUGUUAUGUAACACAUAUUUUAAAAUGCUAAUAAAAAUAUAGUUGAUGAAGAGUUUUCUGAAGAUGAUCCUUAUUAAUGA